Molecule: messenger RNA, 1677 nt
Organism: Fomitiporia mediterranea MF3/22
Lineage: Eukaryota; Fungi; Basidiomycota; Agaricomycetes; Hymenochaetales; Hymenochaetaceae
Exons: 1
Coding region: 1-1677 (558 amino acids)
Source: RefSeq, a predicted model, not a curated record
AUGAAGGGCGGUGACCGCCUCUGGAAACAGCGUAUAUCGGCUUUCCUCUCGUCUUCCAACCAGCGACCCAACGGAUCUUUCGGAGUAGAAAAGCCAGAUUACCAUGAUGAUUUCCCACAAUACCCCGCAGGCCAUCCACUCCAGUCCUACGCACGUACUAGGGUAUUAAACAUUCCCGAGUUACUUAGCAUGAUUUUCGAGCACUGUAUGCCAGCUGAAGACUUACCCACGGACAACCCGCUGUCUCCACCACGUCUUUUUACCAACGUAUGCCAUAUGUGGCGUCAAGUUGCGCUCGCCACGCCCCGUCUCUGGUCCCGACUGUACCUUGUCUGCUUUCCUAGUAUUCCAUGCAGGAUGCUUGCACUGAGGCAUUUCACUGUGCUGACAGAUUGGUUUGAACGUUCUGGCGCUUGUUCUAUUUAUUUGCGUCUACGAUAUCUCGGGAGCUCUGCAAGUGAUGUACGCAAUAUCUCGUCAAUCCUUGCUGCUACACUAGGGCACGCACACCGCUGGCGAGACGUCGACAUCACCGCUCCGAUGCCAUGUUUGAAGCCCAUCCUACAAUUACUUGGUCAUGGGACGCCCGUGAUGGAGACGUGCCGGAUUACAAUAACAUCUGCAAACGCACCUUCUGAACAGGAAGACUUGGUUGUUGACUUGGAUAACUUGAUCGCUUUUCGACUAGGGGCUAUCAUGUUAGACUUGGAGGGGGCUAAAGAACUGAAACAUCUAUAUCUGAAGACAGAUGCACUAACGGAUAUAAUUUUCACAAGUCUUCCUCUAUCCUUGGAAACACUCAGCCUGCAUAAUUAUGAUGUUCUGCUUGGACCACCUGGUUUAGGCUUGAGCCUCCGAGCGUCGAGCCUGCGAAAGCUUAGUCUUCACUCUCAGAUUCAUAUUUCUCUCCUUGGGCAACUUGCAGAGGCCUUUCCGCGUCUUGAGGAUGCCUACCUGAACAUUAAGUACGGAAUGAACUCGGAGUCUGCAUCCAAUCUUAGCUUUGGGUCGAUCAGGUUUCCAACGUUGCAAACACUUACGUUACGUGCCGUUAGCUUGAGUGGCACUGCGGACCUUCACGCACUUGGCGUGUGCCUUGACGUCCUCCAGCUCCCAGUACUCGCAAGACUAUCGCUCUCAGUCAGCUGCUCUCGACAAGGACGGUGGACUGCUCUUUCCCGUCAUCUUGCUCGUACACGGUCUCCAUUGACUGAACUCAUCUUCAUGGGAGCAUAUUUUACAGAAGGAGAGUUCCUUGCGGUUUUACGGGAAGCGCCGAAGUUAGAAAGGUUGAAGAUGUUUGUUCGCCUGAGUGACCGUGCCUUGACAGCACUGACACUAUCUCAAUGCAGAAAUUCUACCCAAGAACAGCAGGUGCAUACACAAGGACUUUGCCCUAACUUGCAAUACCUUGACGUUCCCCUCGCAAGCCCCUGCUCCCCCGAGUCAGUUAUUAACAUGUUGCUUUCCCGUCGCUCUGAGCAAUGUUUGUCGGGCGACAAUAUUCAUGAAAACCCAGUGGUUGAGGGUUAUGACCAUACACAGGCUCGUCAUGCUCAACUCGAAGAAUGCCGGCUGAUCUUGUCGGAGCCUGGAGCUAUCGAGCUCAUCGAACGUCACCCUGGUGUCGUUCGUUGUGUUGAUCAGGGUCUUGUACUGGAUCUACGAGGCUUCUGA